Fimicolochytrium jonesii is the source of this 4441-nucleotide messenger RNA. RefSeq lists its product as uncharacterized. Bases 412 to 4260 code for a protein of 1282 amino acids. The transcript is spliced from 7 exons. Lineage: Eukaryota; Fungi; Chytridiomycota; Chytridiomycetes; Spizellomycetales; Powellomycetaceae. Gene Ontology annotation, molecular function: protein binding. The record is from RefSeq and is a predicted model, not a curated record.
GGAUAACUUCGAAAAAGACAAGAAGUCAUGGCGUUGUAUUGAAGACAUCGUCAUCUAUGCAUGGCUUACGAAAAGCGAGAAGGAAGCGCAUGGAAUCAUAUGCGAUUUCCUGGUUUGUCUCCUAUCUGCAGUGCGAGGGGAGAUUGCAGCAGGGAAUUUCCGGACGCUCUCGCAUGCGAAGAUGGAAAACAUUUCGCAUGCCAUCCUGUUCGUCGAGGAGUUCAUGUUCUGCCACCAGAACAUGCGCGCUGCCCUUCUGGAAGCUGUGCGAGCACAGGAUCAGGAACGCUUGUCGCAGCUCCCGUGUUCUCCAGACGUCCUGGGGACCAACUCAGCUCAGGCCCAGACUUCAGAGCCUGACGCCGUCCAUGCAUCGUUCCCUUGGACCGAGUGCAGACCAUUAGCUGAGGAAUGUCUGGAAGUCUUGUCGUGCUUCCUCGACGCGGGUGUCAUUUUUGUCAAAUUGGAAGACAAUGCAGAAAAGGUGAGGUCUAUGCGGUAUUAGCUCGAAACUCGCUCAGCUCUCAAGGUAUACUUCAGAGCCACAUCAGAAGCGGUGGAUUUUUGCGCGUCGCCAUCCGUAUUCUGUUGAGCGGCCUUUCACUACUGGAGGAAGAGAUAUGGCAUCUGGUACUGCGACACCUCAUACCGUUGAUGGACAAGCAUGCAGUCACCUUUUCUGAGGGAAAGAAAGAGAAGGGCUUAUAUGUGCUUGGUCAUGUGCACGAAGCGUUCAUAAUUGCGCAGAAUCGCUCUUCGGAUAUCCAGAGGGUGGAUUACCGGGUACUCCUCCCACUCUACAUGCUCGUGGUCAAUAGAUGGCGCGAGCUCAUAGGGGGCCUUACGGAUAAGAGCACUGGAGGAGGAGAAUCGAUCAUCUCGGACAUACUCCUGAACGAGGCUCUGAUGGAUCAAGACAUCUUUCUGCAUCUUGUAAGCUCUCCAGUUUGGGAUGGAGUAUUCGAGAGCCAUUUCUUUCCCGUCAUGCGGAGUGUUGAGGACGAGCAAUUCGCUAUGGUACCGUUUAUCGCCAAAAGGUUCGGGAAGGCUACACGCACGAUACUGUCAGCAUGGCAGAAGGACGAAGCAAAUCUCGAAGUUACGACAAAGGCGUUCUUGGCGAAGUUGCAGGAGGAGGCGUGGAAGAUGAAAGAGAACGAAGUGCGGGCCAGACACGAACUGGAGAGAUCCAUGGAGAUGGAGCGGCGAUGGCGCACGCGGGAGUUGUGCUCAUUAUGGCGAAACUUGACCCAAGAGCGCGGAAUAUGGCGACCGUACAGCGAACUGGAUCCAUCCGCGACUCCUACGCGACCGUGGAAACUCGAUCGAGCGGAAAACAGCCUGCGCAUGCGACGUCGACUAGCUGUAAACUGGGAGUUUGAUGACCACGACAGUGCUGCGGCGAAGAGGGAUAAGACAUAUAAGAUCCAGUCUUCGAGAGCAGGAAGUCCCAAGAUGGUCAGAAGCAACACCAAUUCAAGCUUAUCAGGGACUCUGAAGCGCUCCGGUAGUGUACCAAUGGCUGGCCCAGGCGAUGGUGGAGAUCUUCUCAGUCAGAUGAAUCUGACUGACUCCGCUGCAUUCAUUUUGGACGACGAGCUCGACAUGGCGGAGGAGGAAUGGAAUGUGCUCAACGAAGACGACUUGCAGGGCAUGUCUUCAACAAUCGGCCUUGACGGACUGGGGCUUGAAGGAGGGCAGCGGCUUAUAUUCUCGACAGAAUGUGAUAUGAUUCUGUUGAUGACGCCCGUCAAAGGCCGAUUGGAGCUGACCGCUACACACUUGAUAUUCACGGCCGACAUCAAAUCAACCACAGCAGACUUAUGCGAAGCUGAGCGCGAAGCCGUUAUCACGCUGAUGACGGAUAACCGUGCGUGGCUGAAAGAGCGUGCAUGGCCGUUGGAAGACCUGACCGACUGCUAUCUGCGAAGGUACAUGUUGCGCCGAAGCGCAUUGGAGCUAUUUUUUGUCGACAAGACGAAUCAUUUGUUCAAUUUCCGCGGUACGGGGAAGGCAGCCAGCAAAGAGCGGCAGAAGUUUCUCAAAUGCCUCGUCAAUUGCAAACCCGGUCGCUUGAAGACCGUUGAUCUCAAAAGUACGCCUCAGGACAUUGCGAAACGGAGCAACAUGACUGAUCGCUGGAUUAAGCGAGAGAUCAGCAAUUUCGAGUACCUCAUGUGGCUUAACACUGUCAGCGGGCGAACGUAUAACGACCUCACUCAGUAUCCGGUCUUCCCUUGGGUGCUCCGUGACUUUUCCAGCGAUUCUUUGGACCUUGGUGACCCGUCAGUCUACCGCGAUUUAUCGAAGCCCAUCGGCGCUAUCGACGACAACCGGUUACAGCAGUUCCUGGAGCGCUAUCACUCCUUCGAGGAUCCCACGGGCCGCAUAAAAAAAUUCCACUAUGGGACCCACUAUUCAUCUGCGGCGUCGGUUUUGUAUUACUUGCUCAGACUGGAACCUUUGACAAGUCUGCACAUAAGCCUACAAAGUGGGAAGUUUGACCAUCCCGACAGGCAGUUUCAUUCUAUGCAGAGCUGCUGGAAGUCGGUAUCCACUGGAGCUGGCGACGUGAAGGAGCUUAUACCGGAAUUCUUCUAUAUGCCCGAAUUCCUAUUGAACGAGAAUGACUUUGACCUCGGCGUGAAACAAACGGGCGAAGUCUUGGGAGACGUCAUUCUUCCGCCGUGGGCAAAAACGGUGGACGAUUUCAUUCGUAUACAUCGGGAAGCACUGGAAAGUGACUACGUCUCCAGCCACCUGAAUGAAUGGAUUGAUCUGAUUUGGGGAUACAAGCAAACCGGGGACGAGGCCAUCAAGGCGAACAAUGUCUUCUACUAUCUCACCUACGAGGGAGCCAUCAACAUCGACGCGAUAGAGGAUCCGGUAGAACGACGGUCGAUCGAGGAUCAGAUCAAUAAUUUCGGGCAAACCCCUUCCCAGUUGUUCAAGAAGCCUCAUCCUAGGCGAUCGCCUGCCGUAAAGGCUAACAACUCACACCUUUUCACGAAUCCACAAGACUACCGCAGCUACAUUAUUGAGACUCCGCGAGGUCCGGAAAUACAGUUCAUUGCUGCAUGCGGGGAUGGGCGAGGGGAUGGCUCUGCAGGAGGUGCGGACAAAUCCAGGUCUUCCGCCGCAGGAGGUGCUGCAAGUGAAGGAAGGAUCAUUACGGUGGAUAAAAGUCUACACUUUCGCAGCCAUAAGUGGAGGAGCCCGUUAGAUGGAUCUUUGAGCUGCGACAUGGACAGGUCUCCCCUGAUCACCAGGGAGCUCCCGCUAGACCCUGCAUCUUCUUUGCAACUGCACUCAAACCUCUUCGCUGUAACCAAGGACGGCCGACACUUGUUCGCUGGCGGCAGCUGGGAUUGCUCUUUCAAGGUGAUCCAGUUAGAGAACCCGCAAGGUCCUUCGACAACGGCUCGCACCGUGGAGACGAUAUAUGGACACCGGGAUAUCGUCACGUGCAUUGCAAUCUCAGCUGACGAGAAUAUUGUCGCCACGGGAUCACGAGAUACCACUGUCCUGACGUGGGAGUUGGAAAGCACGGCUCAAGCUGUCGGCGUCAAGAAACUUCGUCCAAAGGUCUUCUGCGGUCAUGAUGAAUGGGUGACCGAUGUAGCUCUUGACACGGAACACGGCAUUGUCGCUAGCGGUUCGACGGAUGGAACCGUCAUUCUUCACACUCUGUACGAUGCUGGAUACUUGCGGUCCUUACGGCCAUGCCCUGAGAAGCCUGAAGAGGUGUUGUCCAUACGGCGCGUGCUGAUAACGCAAAACGCGUGCAUCGUUGUGUAUUCCGAGGUCACCCCUCGAGAGAAUACGGUAACCGUAGCUCCUCAGACCGGAGCUAAGGAACUGUACCCAGAUACUCCUCCAUCCGGAAGCGAAAGCACACACAUGUCACCUACGCAACGCAGAACAAGCAUGGUUCCGGCAUUGGGCGGGGUGUGCUAUCUGCAUGUUUUUUCCGUCAAUGGCCGUUUGAUGCAGUCUCGGAUGUUCCCAACACGCUCAAAAGACGUGAAAUGCUCCUCGGACGGAGAGCAUUUGGUGAUUGCGGACGAUCGUGGCGGAAUCUCGUUGCUCAGUCUUCACAGCCUCCAGGUACUUCAUCGCUUCGAUGUCUCCAUCACCAUCACAGGCGCAUGGAUAUCCCACGAUCAGCGUCAUUUCUUCUUCGGUCGCAAGGAUGGGCGGCUUCUACUUCUCGAACACGACAAGAGAGUCGCGCGCUCGGAUUCUUUCUCAUCACGCUAGCUUGUCGUUAGCUGGUCGACGGGUGCCAAGCAGAGGAUCUAUAGACAGCCACAAGGAAUCAGAGCAGGUCUCUCCUUGAAUUUGUAUAUAAACAAUUGUAUUUUUGGGGCUGUACGAUAAUAACAACCGGAUGAAAGCAAAAAGCGCCUCGUCCUCAAGAUGAACUUCGUCUAUGCUGUCG